AUGGCGCCCGCGCCUCUACUAGAGCGCAAUGACACUCCCGACAACACCGAUUUCAAACCUCCGCCAGGUGUCAUUCUACCGCCCAAGGAGUUCAGAACACUACUAGAAAAGACGGCUGGCUACAUUGUUCGCAACGGUCCUGCUUUCGAAGCACGUAUUCGUGACAGCGCAGAAGGCAACCCAAAGCUUCAAUUCGUCCUUCCCGACAACCCAUACCACCCCUUCUACCUAUGGCGUCUGGAAGAGAUCAAGGACGGCAGGGGAACAGACGUCGCUGCUGGCCGGGAAGGAGAUGUCGCUGCCCCAAAGAAGAAGCAAGGCCCUGCACCUCCUCCAGACUUCCACUUCUCGGCGCGCAUGCCCAACAUCAGCUCUGUCGACCUCGAGGUCAUCAAGUUGACUGCCAUGUUCGUCGCCAAGAACGGUCGCUCCUGGAUGACUACUCUAUCACAACGCGAAGCCAGAAACCCCCAGUUCGAUUUCCUCCGUCCUCAACAUAGUUUUCAUCAAUUCUUCUCGCGUCUGGUAGAUCAGUACACCGAGAUCCUCAACACCCAAGGGCAACAGCAACAAGAAGUCGUGGCCGAGCUCGAGAAGAACAUCGACAACAAGCACCGCGUCCUGGAAAGUGCAAAGAAGCGCGCCGAAUGGGUCAAAUUCCAGGAAGCACAAAAGGUCAAGAAAGAGGAGGAGCAAGAAGCAGAGAAGCUCGCAUAUGCCCAGAUCGACUGGCACGAUUUUGUUGUCGUCGAGACCAUCCUGUUCACCGAAGCAGACGACCAAACAGAACUUCCUCCACCCACAUCAUUGAACGACAUCCAGUCUGCAUCGCUCGAGCAAAAGGCACAAAUGAGCCUGGCGCCUUCAGGCAUGCGGAUCGAAGAAGCCAUGCCAGGCCAAGAAGCCUACUACCAACCACCACCANUCUCAGAUGCCUCCCCCAGCUCAUACUCGCCCGCUCCUCCUGCAUUCUCACCCGCUCAGCAAACUGGCUACGCACCACCUCCGCGCACAGCACAGGAACAAGAAGAAGAUGCUCGUAUCGCCGAAAGAGCCGCCGAACGCCAACGUGCCGAGCAAGCUCAAGCCGCUGCAAGAGGCCAAGGUCCCAUGCGUAUCCGAAACGACUAUGUCCCUCGUGCUCAAGCUCGUAGACAGAACGCUGCCACUGCUCUUUGCCCUAACUGCAAGCAACAAAUUCCAUUCAACGAGUUGGAGCAGCACAUGAAGAGUAUGUUUCACCCUUUGCCUGUUCGUGUCGUCGUACUGACAAUCUAUANNGUUGAAAUGCUUGAUCCUAGAUGGCGUGAACAGUCUCGCAUUGCCGCCCAACGCUCGAGUACCACCAACUUGUCCACUGCAGACGUUGCCAACAACCUCAAGCGUCUGGCUUCGCAGCGAAGUGAUGUCUUUGACCCGGUUACUGGUCAGGCUGUCAGCGACGAGGAAGCUCAGAGACGCAAGAGAAUCGAGCUCAGCAGCUACGAUGGUGUCAAUCCCUCCCAAUCUGGUGCCCCUGGCGCUCCAGGAAGCCAGUCUACGGAUGUACAGGAGCAAGUGAGUACACUCCUCCCUUGGGAGCUUGGUAGAAAUUAG
Messenger RNA from Aureobasidium uvarum, 1596 nucleotides. Lineage: Eukaryota; Fungi; Ascomycota; Dothideomycetes; Dothideales; Saccotheciaceae. The record is from the annotation of a GenBank genome assembly.